CCAAAGUUUGACAUCUAGAUACAAGGUGUGUGUGGACAGGAGGUGAGGGGACGAGUGUGUUUGCAGAAAGAGAUCGGGAUGAAGCGACACCAUGAUAAGUUAUCUAUCUCUUUGAUGAUCACUCUCUUCUGUUUGGGGAGCCUGCUGACCACUGCCUUCUGGACCAUUUCGGACAACAGCCAUCUUGUACCAAGUAGACCACCUUCACCCAAGAAAAUCCCCCCUUGGCCCUCUGACCUUUGCAAAGGAUGCAGGGCGCUCAUUGAAAAAGUAAGAGAACGCUACUCAAAAACUUGGAAGAAGCAAGAAGAUAAUUACAGAAACCUCAGCUCUCAACUGAGAAGUCAGUGCCAGGGAUUUGACAGGGCCAUCAUUACCCAGGCCAACACUCCAGUGGGAUCAAAUAUUGUGUACGCUGUGGAAAACAAGAAGACCCUCAAGGUGACUCCAGAGAUUUUCAGCACCUUCAUAAAGGAGAAUCCAUUUCCAAAGAAAAAAUGGGACACGUGUGCUGUUGUUGGGAACUCAGGGAUUCUGACAAACAGCAGCUGUGGAGAGAUGAUCGAUUCGGCUCAGUUUGUUAUCAGAUGCAACCUACCUUCUUUGGGAAAAGGCUAUGAGAAACAUGUGGGCACCAAGACUGACCUUGUGACAGCCAACCCAAGCAUUUUGACGAAGGAGUAUGGAGAUCUAAUGGGGCCACGCCGUCCAUUUGUGGAGAGUCUACAUAGCUACGGCAAAUCCAUUAUGGUUCUUUCCCCCUUCACCAAUGCACGCACCACUCCGGUGUGCCUGAGGGCAGUAUACAGCAUUAGGGACUUUGAAAGUCCCAUUCAGCCCAUGUUCUUCAACCCUGAUUACUUCCAGAGUCUGGCCCUCUUCUGGAGCUCCAGAGGCCUAACCAGAGGCCGACUCAGCACCGGCUUAGUGAUGGUUAACAUAGCGCUGGAACACUGUGCCAACGUGCAUCUGUACGGUUUCUGGCCCUUCAGUAAUCAUCCAUUUGAACUCAAUGCCGUGAAAAACCACUAUUACGAUGAUAAAAAAGGUAAAUGGACUGUCCACUCCAUGCCUGCUGAGUUUGACCUGUUGUUGCAGCUGCACAGUCAAGGUGUGCUCAGGCUUCACCUGGGGAACUGUCGACCGGGUAGAAAUUAGUUCCCAGGUCCAGAGACAGAUGAGACUGGGCAUCUGAAGAAUCGGGACAUUUCCUGGUGGACUGAGGGUUGAUCUCAGAAUUUGUCUCUAAACUAUGCCUUUUCAAUCCAAUCCACUCACUCUCCCCCCAUAUCAGUUCCUAGACCCUCUGAACAGAGGGCUAUACCAGAAGGUGCAAUAGGAUAUAUUGUCACUUACACCAAUUAAUACAUUUGAUAAAUAAUUAGGAUCUCAACUUUGAUAAAUAGUCAUUAGUAUUGUCAUUUUGGCCAUAAUAAUAGUCAUAAUCAUCUUUUACUUUUUCCAGCAAAAUUGCAAGGAAAUGGUUAUUCAAAAUAUAACUUUGAGUCAUGGAAAGGUUCCGAUAUUUGAAAAGAUGUGUGUUUACUGACACAUUGUGAGAUGUAAAGGAAUUUCAGUUAGAUACAAAUACAUAAAUAUGUAAUAUUCACUCUGAAAUGUUGUGAUGGAAUAGUAUAAAGUUGCAUGAAAUGGAAAUACUCAAGUUCAUUGUUACGGCUGCUGCCUUUCCGGUUGUCUUCUGUCUUAUAUGUAAAUGAGCUGUGCGGGUGCCCUGACGUCAUUGGCUGCCAUCUCCUGGUCCGCCUCCCAAAGAUUGUGAUUGGAGCCCGCCGGCCCGACGCACUCCAAAUGCAGCACACAGCUGGCGCACACCUGCUGGAGAUGACUACAAAGCCAGUGGACUGUGAUCACUCUGGAGGCUCUGUGUGAGCGGAUGCCUCUCGAUAAUUGCUCUAGUUUGCGUGUGUAAAUCGGUUUAACAGUGGUUAACUUGUGUGGUCUUCGAUUAGAUUAGUACUGUGUGAGUAUUGUGUGACUGUUGUACUUAACUUCAGCUGUGUUUCAUUUCAGCUUCCUUAUUUUAGUCUGUACCACUUUGACAGUGAGGGUUUUAGUUACUAUUUAGUUUAUUAUCUAUUUCUUUGUAUGCAAACAGGCUCCUUUUGUUUGUUCCGUAGUUAAGUCGGCGCCCUUUUGGUCCUUUUGUUUGUUCAGGCUGUGUGCCUUCCAUUUUGUUUCACCUUGCUAUAUA
This is a messenger RNA of Trematomus bernacchii (emerald rockcod), 2212 nucleotides long. RefSeq names its product alpha-2,8-sialyltransferase 8F-like. The coding region runs from base 79 to 1158 and encodes 359 amino acids. The transcript is spliced from 7 exons. Gene Ontology annotation, biological process: oligosaccharide metabolic process; N-glycan processing. Gene Ontology annotation, molecular function: alpha-N-acetylneuraminate alpha-2,8-sialyltransferase activity. The record is from RefSeq and is a predicted model, not a curated record. NCBI's taxonomy places the organism in Eukaryota, Metazoa, Chordata, Actinopteri, Perciformes, Nototheniidae.